Dictyostelium discoideum AX4 is the source of this 3756-nucleotide messenger RNA. RefSeq lists its product as hypothetical. Lineage: Eukaryota; Evosea; Eumycetozoa; Dictyosteliales; Dictyosteliaceae. The transcript has a single exon. The record is from RefSeq and is a predicted model, not a curated record. Bases 1 to 3756 code for a protein of 1251 amino acids. Gene Ontology annotation, cellular component: membrane; plasma membrane.
AUGGUUCAAAAUGAUAAUUAUUUUGGAAUAAGUGCUAACGAUAAUGAAGAUAGUGUAAAUAAUUAUGAAGAAAACAAUAACAAUAAUAAUAACGACGAUGAUGACGAUGAGGAUAAAAACAACCUCAACAAUAAUAAUUCAAUAUUAACAAGUGCAAUGAAAAGGAGUGAAAAUAAUGAAAAUGAUACAAUUUUAAUUAGUGACAAAAAAUAUUAUAAUAAUUGGAGAGAUAGUGUUGGUGAAUAUAGUCAAGUUGAAUUAUCAGAUUUUAAAAAAUCAUCAAAUGAUAAUAAUAAUAAUAAUAAUGAUGAAGAUGAUAAUAAUAAUAAUAAUAAUAAUAAUAAAUAUUUAUAUAUAAAAAAAUUUAAAAUAAUAAUAAUAAAAAUAAUAAUAAUAAUUUUAGAAUUUUUUAAAUCAAUUUUAAAAAGGAUUAAAAUAAUUUUAAAAAAGAUUAAAUUAAUUUUAAGAAAUAUUGGAUUUUUUAAAAUUACUGAAGAAUGGUUUUCAAUAAUUAAAUAUUCAAUAAAUGGUAUUAAAAGGAGUAAAUUGAAUUAUAGUAUUGGUUUUAUAUCAUGUUUUUUAGUAGUAAUUUUAGUUGCAACUGGUUUAUCAGUAUUAUCAAAUAUAUCAUUAAUAUUUUUAAGUAAAGCAGAUUCUGAUGCCUAUGGUAUUGAUUUAAUAAUAUCAGGCAAACAACAAUCAAUAGAUUUAGGUGAAAUUAUUGAUGUCAGAUUAAAUUAUACAUUAAUUGAUCAACUUUUAAAUGAUGCAACUUUAAAUUUUGAAAAAUUAAUAGAAUUGAAUGAAGCUAAUAGUUUCAAUAGUUUAUUUAUUGGUGGUGAUAGUAGUGGUUUUAAUAAUUUUGAUUAUAAUUCACCAAGAUUUCAUAUGAUAGAUGCAUUUGGAUAUCCCGUAAAUUAUUGUGAAAACAUUGUUGAAAAUAAUAUUGAAGCAAGGUACUUUUCAAAUGGUAGUGAUUUAAAUUGCACAGAGAGUACUUGUUUUAUUAAUAGAUGUGGUGGUGAUGGAGAACAUGUAUAUAUGGGUUUCCAAUUACUAGAUUUUAAAAAAGAGAAUGAUAUGGGUAUAAAAUCAACAUUUGGUUAUGGAUCACAACCAAAGGGUACAUGUUUAAUGAUAGAAUCAUUGGCUAAAAGAAUAGAAUUAAAGAUUGGUGAUGAAAUUUUUUUAAAAGUACCAGCAGUUAAAUUAUUAUCAACUUUAUUAACAGAUUCAAUGAUUUCAACAACUCAAAUUGAAAAAUCACCAUAUAUAAUAACAAAAUUAAAAGUUAAUGGAUUUUUCAAUAAUACAGAGAAUCCAUACGAAUUAGGUUAUGAAUUAGGUUUUGAAUUGGGUGAAACAAUACCAUCUAUAUUAAUUGAUAUUGACUCAUUCUAUGAUUCAAUGGUUGAACAAGUAAAUCCAACAUGGAAUGUAGAUUUAAUGAAAAAUAGAAAUUUAAAAGAAUAUGUCGAAUAUAUAGUUAUGAAAUUUCCAUCACCAAGAUUAUCAAUGUAUUAUGGUACAGAUUUAGAUAAAACUUUACAACGUGUGGGUGAUUAUUGCUCAAAAUUAAUUUACAAAAUUGGUGUUGGUAGAGUUGAUAUUUCAACACCAGUAAUGACUGAAUUAUACAAGAGCAAAGAUGUUUCAAAUAAUUUAGGUCAAUUAUUAAAUAUUAUAGUUUUUGUAUUCCUUUUAUUAUCAAUUCUUUUAAUUUAUACAACAUUAAUGAUUGAUGUGGAUUCAAUGACAUUUAAUAACGGUGUAUUUAGAAUGUUAGGUGCUAAAUUUAGUUUCAUCAUCGAGCUAAUAGUUUCAAAAACAAUAAUUUUCACAAUACCAUCAAUUAUAUUAGGUUUAAUAAUUUCACAAAUCUUUUUAGUUAUAGUCGUAGAUCAAUUAAAGAGUAUAUCAAAUUCAGCAGAUAUUUCAAAGUAUUUAACAGUAAAUUCAAUUCUAUUUUCAAUUUUGUUUGGUUUUCUAAUACCAAUGGUAUCAUUGAUAUUACCAAUUAGAAAAGCAUUAAGUUUUUCAUUAAAUCAACAAUUGGAUACUAGUAGAUCAAAAAUAUCAUCACAUCAAAUUACAACAAUUGAUAAAGGUUCAAAAGAUGCAGAAUUUAAAAAGUCUGUAUCAUUGAUUGGUUUAUCAAUUAGUGCUUUUGGUAUAGUGGUAUGUUUUUUAUUACCAAAAUUAUUAUUAUCCGGUGAUGUCAGUUCAUUAUUAGCAUUAUUAUUUGGAUUGUUAAUUUUAGUUUUAAUAUCAGCAAUUUUCUUAAUGAUGAAUUUCCAUUUAAUCAUUUCAAAAACAUUAGUUUACCUUAUUACUUUAAUCGAUCCUGGUGCAAAAUAUAUUAUUAGAAGAAUUUUAUAUAAAAAUUUAAUUUCUCACAAGAAAAAGAAUAAAGGUACAAUGUUUAUGUUUGGUAUUUCUGUAUCUUUAAUUAUUACAAUUAGUUGUUUAUAUUUAGUUCAAGUUGAAACUGCAAAUGCUUCUAGAAAACAAUACUAUGGUUCACUUUUAAAGAUUGAAACAGAAACAUUUUUACUUAGAGAAGAUUUAUCACAUAUUACCCAAUGUUUAGAUGGUUUAAUGGAUGAUAAUAAUGGUUUAGAUAGUUAUUCAUUAAGAUCAAUGGAGUUUAGUGAGUUUUCUCAACCUGAUAAUAAGAAAUCAACGGUUUCUGAUCUUGGUAGAACUAGAAUUUUAAAAUCAUCAUUAUUUGCAGUUGGUCCAACUUAUUUCAGUGAAUUAAUGGAAGAUUAUUUUCAAGUUUCAUCAGUUUCAGAAAAUUUAAAAACUGAUAAAGAUGUUGAUUUUAAUCAAAAUGGUGAUAUGACUGAUUUAUCAACGAUUUUAUAUAGUAAAGAUUCAAUGAAUAAAUUAAUAUUAACUCAAUCUCAAAAGAAAUUAUUGUAUCUUGAUCAAGAAGGUGGUAGUGAUGAAUAUUUAUUAUCAAAUUAUAUUGAAAUUAAUAAUUAUACAAAAAUUGAUCCAUCUGGCAAAAAUCAACAACAAAAUGUAACAUUAAAUUGGAUGGGUCGUUAUUUAAUGAAACCAUUAGCAUAUUUAAAAACUGCAGGUACAUUUAGUGUAUCUGAGAUUCCAGAUAAAGGUGCAACUCAAAGUGUAAUAGCCUCAUUUCCAGCAUAUGUUGGGUUAUCAGGUGGUAAUAUCGACUCGGUUAGGAAUAUACCAGUUAGUGUAAUUUUAAUUAAACCAAAAUCAUUAGAUUAUGAUUUAAUUGAUUCAUUAAGAUUAAAAAUUAGUCAAAAAUGUUUAUCUAAUCUAAAAUCAACAGGUCCUUAUAUAAUUAGAUAUAAAGAUUCAUCAAACAGUUCAGAUAAAUUAAAUUCAUUAUUCUUUGAUUUUGCAACAGUACUCUCAAUGAUUAUAUCAUCAUUUUCAUUAAUUUCAUCAAUGUUUACAAAUAUUAAAAAUCAAUCAAAAGAAAUUGGUAUUCUAAGAUCAAUUGGUCUAUCAAAUUUUAAAAUCUAUAAAAUCUAUAUUUUUGAAGCUUUUACACUUUCAUUUGGUAGUUGUAUAAUUGGUAUUAUUAUUGGUCUUUUCAUUAGCUAUACAAUUCUAUUAGAACAAUCAGUUAUGAAUCAACAAAUUAUACCAUUUUCAAUUCAAUGGGAAUUAAUUCCUAUACUCUUCAUUUCAUCUUUAAUUGUCUCAAUCAUUUCUGUAGUUUCCCCAAUUAGACAUUUAUUAAAGAAACCAAUUAUUACAGUUUUAAAAGAUUAA